Nicrophorus vespilloides is the source of this 6946-nucleotide messenger RNA. RefSeq lists its product as uncharacterized. Gene Ontology annotation, molecular function: protein binding; guanyl-nucleotide exchange factor activity. The transcript is spliced from 21 exons. Bases 324 to 6329 code for a protein of 2001 amino acids. The record is from RefSeq and is a predicted model, not a curated record. Lineage: Eukaryota; Metazoa; Arthropoda; Insecta; Coleoptera; Silphidae. Gene Ontology annotation, biological process: signal transduction. Gene Ontology annotation, cellular component: plasma membrane; nucleus.
CGUCCGCGAUAACUUCGAACAUUCUCGCUCGCUCACUUCGUCCGUAUACAGGACCUUUCCUAUACCAAACCAAAAGGACGAUCAAGAAGAAUCAUAAAGGACGUAGAGCGCGCGCUAACCGGACGUGUGGAUUUUGAUGAACUCGAUGUGUGCUAUGGAAGCAGUGUGCAAGGAACAGUGAAGUGUGCAAAAACGAGGAAACCAAUCCCCAUAAAGGAUAAGACGCAGCGGAAGAAGACGAGAAAUCAACGCGUCGAGAAGUAUUUGAAAUUUAAACUUUUUGCGAAGAACAAGAAAAAGGAAAUUCUUGUUGUCGCGCGAAGAUGUUGAAGUGGUCUAUAGCAAAUAAACGUGAGGAGAAAGGAGGAGGCGGCAGCGGUGAACAGAGGCGCCGCUCCACGGCUGGCAUCUGCACCAUGAGGGAGAGAUCUGCGGGGAAGGCGACGAAGCGUCGACGAUCGAGCACGACGCGGCGCUCGGGUGCGUCGCGACGCUCCGGCGUCAACCAUCUGGAGAUUAUGGACAAGGAGAACCAAUACACGUCGACGCCGAUCAAAGGUUCCGACGAUGCAUCACCGCAGGACGCCUUCCGCGACGUCAGCAAUCUCACGCCGAAGGACACUUCGAACAGAAGGAGGAGGACGACAACCACCACGAUAACGACUGCGAAAAAGUGCAAGAGCAUCAACAGACAGCUGUACUCGCCGAAGAAGAAGAAGCAGUGCAUUGAAUCGCACAGCCAGGAUUUUGCCAUCAGCCCAGACAGCAGCAGAUUCGGAAAUAAUUACUUUAGGCCUUUCGAAGCGGUAGAUUCGCACAUCGAGGGUUUAACGAGCAAAGAUUUUAACGAUCUGUGCGGUUGCAAAAACGCAGCUUUCGAAGAUGACGACGAUGAUGUUGAUAUUGUGGUGGAAGAGAAACCCACGAAGACGACGUCGUACGCUCCUACGCUACCGAAAUUUGCACUCGAGUAUUCACCAUGUUCGAUAAAAGGUGGUGCGAGUCCUCAACCUCGUGUCCCAAUGCAAAUCUUAUCCAUCCAAAGCAAAUUGGCGGAUCUGUGUCCGCCCAGCAAGAAAGCGAAAAUCGAUCACGUCAAUGAUUUCCUUCAGCAGAUCUCGUGCUUCACGUCGCCGGAGGAAGACGAAAGUAAAAUGCUUCGUUUUCCAGCACACGACGAGGACUCCAAACUGACACCACUGGUCAAGCGAUUCGUCGAUUUGAGAUUCAGCAAACUCACCUCCAUCGAAGACAGCAGCAACAACCUGAACAACUCGUCCUUCAUUAACAACCUUUCGCUGGAUAAGAUCGUCGAUGCGAUCCUCGAUUCGUCCAACGAUUCUUCCAAUAACAACAAUAUUAACAAUAAUAACAUCAGCAGCAGCAGCAAUAGCGAGAGGGAAUGCGAGCGGGCGCAGGAGAGGGACAACGAGCUGAACGAAACGCAGGAGGAGAAUCUGAUCAACACGGAGCAGGAGGAGAGGCAAAACUAUUAUUCGGAUCGCAACUCGACGGAUUCGGGUUUCCGGAGUUCGAGCGUGCAAUCCCACGAGCUGGACGCGAACUUCACGUGCAAAUGCAGCGGGACGAAGAAAGAGGAGAUGACGAUGAUCAAUCUUGACGGCACUUACAAUGAACGGUGCGUCGACGAAGACGUUAACGGCGGGAGAAAGAGACAUCUUUCAUCGAGUCCGUCGGAAGAGGAGAUGCAGGUGAAGAGACCACUUUUGGACGAUAAUUGCGCGCUGAGGAGGCAAAAGGGCAUCCGUCGCAGGAGACUGGACGAUAAUAUCAAGACGCCGCAAACGACCAUCACCUCGGAGAUGACCGAUGCUAACGAUCAUAGCUUCGACUCAGAGGACAGCGACGACGUUAAACAUGAGACGUUCGUGGUGGACGUCGUCCCCAAAGUGGCCUGCUCCACGCCAAAUGCUCGAGCUUCGGAGGAUCGCGGCACCAUCGACCUGCAGAUUGAUGCAUCCACCGAAGAGUUGCUCAUCAACAUCUUCAGAUGCUCCGACCUGAGACGCACCAAUGGCCAACCGAUCAACGCGUAUGUGAAGGUUGCAGUGAGCGAGCGCACGGGUGAAGGGCGCAGGAGACGUAAGGGGACGUUGCAAAGAACCGCAGUGCAAGCGGAAUCGUCGAGUCCCGUCUUCGAGCACGUCUUCAAGGUGCCGGUGCAGAAGACCGACCUUCAGAAGGUGCUCCACGUCGAGGUCUGGCACAGGGACAGAGCAACAAGACGCAGCGAGUUCCUGGGAUGCAUGUCCUUCGUUAUAAAAAAUGCAAUUAAAAAGAAUAUCAGUGGAUCGUAUCAGCUAUUGCCGCAAUCAUCGAGUCGGUGCAAUCAGUUGAGCAAGAUGUGCGAGAGUCAAUCGAGCGUGGAGGAUGUCGUGGGCGGUGGUGGACUCUUCGAAGAUAUGGAAGGUGAACCGAAGAAGACGCCCUGCAAAGUGUCGCUUCUGCAACAGCAAAAAGACGCGGACGAGAACCUGUUUUUGAGGUACCUGGAGUUCGAUCCGACUGAGGGUCCGGAGGCGGCGCCCGCGGCCGCCCAAAGGAAGGCGACAGGCAACAAGACUAACGGCCGCACGCCCUUCACCACCACGAAGAUGCUGCGGAGGGCACCGAAGAGCGGAUUCGGAUUUUCUGUAGUGUGGACGCAUCCGCCUCGCAUCGAGCGCGUCGAAAAGGGUCUUCCUGCAGAUAAAGCGGGCAUCCUCCCUGGAGAUUACCUCAUCUUUGUCGACAAGCACAACGUCGUCAUGAUGCCCGAAAUCGACAUCCUAAAUUUGAUCAGGUCGUUUGGUAAUCAGCUGACGUUGGAGACGUUCAGGAGGAACGCUUCCCGAAACGGUUCCGUUCCUAGCGUGCGCCGUCUCAUGAACUUCCCGGAAACGGAAAACUCACCGGGACCAACGGUCGCUCCCGCGUCCAUGGUAACCGCUCAGAGGAGACCUUCGACCGUCUGCUCUACGAACACCACCUCCGUAGAGUACAACCGGAAGAAACUGCAUUUACCCCAAGUCACAUUCAGCUCGGAGAGGCCGACGAGUAGUGCAGAGGAGUCGAGAAGAAAAGCCAUGUACCAAAUAAUUACCAGAGAGCAGCAGUACGCAACAUCUCUUCAAUUUUCGCUCGCCAGAUAUGUUUCGGCGUUGGCCGAGAGGAAGGAUCUCAUCGGGGCCAACGAUCACCGGACGCUCUUUCAGAACGCCGAUGAGCUGCUGCGGAUAACGGAGGACGUGCUGGACAUCCUGGUGCAAGAGGACGGCGACUACCAGACUCAUCUGCUGCUAAGGACGUACCACAUGAAGUUGAACGAGAUGACUGGAGCGUACAAGAGGUACUGUUCGGGCAUACAAAAAGCAGACUGCGUACUUGCCAAUCUGCUGAAGAAUCAGGAGUUCGUUCGAUUCACCCAGGUGCCAGCAAUUCCAAGAAGGCGACCCGACAUCACCGUCUUUGUUCACAAGCCGUUGGAGCAUUACAGGGAGAUUUUGAAGCUAUUCAACGUGCUGCUGGGCCAAACGAAAUCCCAUCACGACGAGUACCACGCCAUCAAUCACAUAGUGCACGAGCUGCAGGUGAAUUACAGGGAGAUGACUUCCGAGGCGGGUCUGAUGGAACCUAUGGGCGAGGGCAGACCACUGCUCUCGGUGCAAGACUUGGAGAACAGGCUGGUUUUCACCAAGUGCAAGCCCUUCGUGCUUAGCAAACCUGGUCGACAGUGGAUUUUCGGCGGUGAUUUGAGCAGAGUCGAAGGUCGGACUGUGCGGCAAUAUUGGGCGCUCCUCUUCAGCGACAUUCUUCUCUUCGCCAAGGUGUCCCGUGACCGGGUGCUCUUCAUUCUGGAAGAUCCGUUGCCGCUGUCGCAGAUCACCGACUUCCUGUUUAACGUCCGUAAAAAGGCCAACGAGUUUCGCAUCGUGCUGGAGCCGGGCGGCGGUAAGAACGCCACCAGUCCGACGGUCCACUGUGGUCCCGACCUCUCGAGAACUCCCAGGAAGAAUCCUGGUAGAAGAUGCCUCAUCCUUCGGACGCCUACCGUCGAGCUGAAGGCCGUCUGGCAGAACCUCCUCCAGCGACAGAUCUUCCACAUAAACGCGGGCAUGGAGGGCAGUUCUUAUAGCAGCCCGUUAGAAUCUCCCGACGUUCCAAUCACCUCCUCCGUGGUUACCCUUCAGUCAGCAGAUUCGUUGUCCCUACGUCGGCAGGCCCCACGUAACGUAAACUACUCGGAACAAACUACCGAGCAAAAAAAGCAAAUAGAUGAGCUUAUAGAGCAUAAAUGUAAGCAACUGGAAAAGUCUAGUAGCAGUAGCAAAAGUAACGCUAUUCAUUUAGAGCAGUGGAUGAAGGGUCAGUUCGGCGGGAACGGCGCCCCCGCUGAAGCGCCCGACGACGAUGACUUUGAACUCUGGACGGAGGAGCGCGUCCGGAAACGCUCUGAAGAGCUCCGGCUGCUCAACAGUACGCAACACGCCAAUGUGAACGGCAACAAUGCGAAUGAUCCCGCAGAGGAUGAUGAUAUGCGUCGAUGCUGCGAGAGCAGAUGCGAAGACAUCGUAGUCUACUCCGACCACGAGGAACUCAGUCCGUCCAGGAGCACCAACACCACAGAAAGCCAAGUGACCGUCCGCUCCAGCCCUCUGGUCCCGGAGACUGUGAACGUGUGCAGACAAUGCCACAGGACGUGCGUGCAAAGUCCCACCAUGAACGGAGACAGGAGACGGCAGGAUUCUAACUGCAAAAACAACAAUUGCGUGGAGGCGGUGCACUUGGCGGAGGAGGAGGAAGAGGAUUGGCGACCACUCGUACUGAUGGGACUGACCGCCGUCAAUCCGACCGCCUGUCUCGUUAAGCUGGACCCAUUCGCAGCUCCGCCACCUCAGAUAUCCGUGCUACCGCCGACCCCCGAAUUGCAGAUGAGCAUCACUCAUUCUGAAUUCAUCCCCGAAGAUGCCAACUGCAAUUGCCAAUCCUCGAGACCACAGAUCGGAGAAUUAAUCCUUAACAAGGACUAUGACAACUCGCCCGAUGAUUCGCCCUUGGUAGAUGAGCAACCUUAUCACUCGUUGAACAGUUCGAAUUUGACGCUGAAGAGGUACGGAACAGUGUCCAGCCUGGAGAGGGUUGCAUCCGAUGAGCAGGAGGAUUAUGAUCCGAGAGAGAACUCGUCGGACGAGGAGAGCGACUACGAAGUGGAAGAAGAGGACGAUCAGGAUGAAGAUGACGACGAUAUCGGCAUAGACAACGAAGCGUUUAAUCACUCAUCAAUCAUGAGUUGGACAGCGAGAGCGGGUACUUUUGUCGCGGAAAAGAUGGCCUUCUUCGAAAAGUAUUUGAAGAAUGAGAUAACCGUGAAUGGAGAUGAUGGACAGGAGGAGGAAACGUCUGGAGCGACUUCGGGUGAGGAGAUCUGGGGGACGCCGACGAGUGGAGGAGAUCUGGACGAUCCGCUGAGUUCGAACUGCGGUGAUCCUCGGAAUUCGCCGAACGGCGAAGAGUCCCUGUCGUCCAACGAAGACACCGAGUUGAUGAUGGAUGAGCUGUUGAUGACGCCGCCCGUGACCAGCUCGAGCAUCAGGGGAUUGCUGCCCAGGCGAACUCUGGAACCGUUGAUGGAAGAAGAGUAUUCGGAUACCUACACGUCGUCCUCGUCGUCAACAGCUUCCUCGGCAUCGAACGACUCGACUCCGACUAGGAGUUCGGUGUCCCCGAAGAAGGGCAACGGAACUGGCGAUGCUGCUGACGAAUGCUCGGCUGCUGCAGAAACGCCGGCCGCACAGACAAAUUCCGCAGGAUCAGAUACACCAAGAACAACGGCGUCGCCGUACGAUUCGACGACGAGAACAUUGUCGUCAUUGGCGAUGGUGACCACGAUGACGACGACGACCACAACCAUCACCACAGGAAGCGCCAACGCCAUCAUCACGGCAACAACAAUAACCUCGAUUCACCGUUCCGAGAGCUACAGACGCAUCAUCGAGGCAGAAGACGACCACGUUGGUUUCUUCACUCGCUUCAGAAAUCGUCCGAGCAUGAGGUUCGUAAAUAUUGAGCGGAUCCCACCCACCAGAGGUGUCAAGUUCUUGGAGUUUUUCAACGUGCGGCGCGAGCGAAAGAUCUACGAGACCUUCCCCGGAGGCAAACAUCUGAUCAAGGUCUUCAGCAAGGAAGGCGACUACUCGGACGAGGUGCCAACCGCGUUUUCCGAGAAACCUGAAUCUCUGCGCAGAUUAAAGGAGAGACAACUGGAUCGAAGAUUCUGGAAGCAGCUGAGCAAACGUCGUGGAAACAAACCGAUCCAACUAUCGGCCUAGUAGUUAUGUGACCUGUUGAUUUUCGAUGACGACGUCGACCAAUUAAUUUCCCUUCGCUCAACAACUACUAAUUACAUGAUGCAACAUGCACUCUAGCGUGUGCCGAAAGUGCUUAGAUUUUUUUCCCCCCAAAAUCGUUCAUUUCUUUUGGUGUAGGUCCUUAAAAAAAUGAACAACCCCCAACUCUCCGCAUAUUCCCUUUAUAAAUGGAACACAUAAAACACAUGAAACUAAAAAUAUUUAGUAGGUUUGCGAUUUGAUUAGCCAUUCUCGUGGAGUUUGUUUACUUUUUAGCCAUAUUACUAUUAUUAUUAUUAACGAAUUAAUAAUGAAAUCAUUAUGAUUAUGAUUCUUGUAUUCCUCCUCCGUAGUCGAAGAUUAUGAAGAGUGUGCUCGUUUUUUUCAUUCUUUCUUUUUUCUAUCUUUCUUUCUUACUUGCAUUCUUUCUUCCUUGAUUAGUUUGUACAUUGAUUCGAAGUAAAUAGGAAACACAUUAAAAGACAAUUAUCAAACAGGAAACCUAUUGAAGAAAACAAGAGUAAAGCGUUAUAAUACCAAUAAUAAUAAUAAAAAUAAUCAUCCGUCACAUAAUGUUUGUGAUAAGAAGUAAACCUAAA